UUAUCUGCUGCAAUCGUAUGCCAUAGGUCUCACAGCACCAUUUCUGCGGAAGCACUUUCUGCAAAGUGCUCAAGGUCACUGCCGUCCGCUAAGGAUAUCACCAACAUUCCAACGCCAUUAAUUUCAGCAGUAUAGCAUGCUAUAGGCCUCACAAAAUGCUAUGUCAUAACUUUGGACCAUCAAACCCUAUGCCACUACUGAACCUCCACGUCCGUUGUAAGACACUCUUGUCGUCUUUCCGGCACGUGGAGGUCUCGCGACGUGCCUCCGUGAGCAGGAGUUCGACGCACGGACACUUAUGCAGCACCAAAUGGCUUCUUGCAAGAUAAAAGUGUCGCUUGAUUUCGCGGUCCCCCAAAAGAACUCUCAAUUAUUGAGAACACCAUGGCUGCAGAACUGACCAUACAAGCUCCGCCCCGCGAGCUCGACGCCAUCGAAUUGAUUGACAACUCUCUUGUCUUUCCCGCCUUCACCGCACAGACGGCCUGGAGCCUGGGUGCUGCCCUUCGCACGAAGCUGCUGGCCUUUCCCAAGCCCACAGUGAUAGAUAUCAGCUUGGCUCACGGCAUGCACUGCCUCUUCCACGCAGUAACCCACUCAGGCACUACGCCGGACAAUGACACGUGGGUGAGCCGGAAACGUAAUACUGUACUUAGAUGGGGCAACAGUACCUGGUAUAUGCAUAAUAAAUAUGCUGGAGAUGAAGCUGCGUUCCAAGCCAAGUUCAGCCUAGGAAGUACCGCGGGUAGCUAUGCUAUACAUGGCGGGGGAUGGCCGGUGAGGGUGCGAGGGGUAGAGGGUAUAGUGGCAGUCGUGGUGGUGUCAGGGCUGAAGCAGGAUCAAGAUCACGGCAUCAUUGUGCAGACCGUCAGCGAAAUGCUCGAGGAGAUGGGCGCGGAGAUAGGUGAGAAGAAAAAGGAAGAUUGAGCGGGCAGCAUGCAACGAACGACCCGCUAUGUGGCUCGGAUUCCCCAACCAUGGUGCAUCAUGUUGUUUGCGGAUUGCACAGUGAAGCUUUUACUGGCGAAUGUCGGGAGACGAGACAGCAUCCGAGAUAAUGUAACCGCCCCCGUUACACACACGAGUACCAGACUCCAAAGACGGCUUCAGGCAGUGUGCAGCACGCCGAGCCAUAUUUGUCACUAUACCGGAGCCAUUGUAGGCAUAAGGGGCACCGAG
This is a messenger RNA of Baudoinia panamericana UAMH 10762, 1179 nucleotides long. RefSeq lists its product as uncharacterized. Gene Ontology annotation, cellular component: TRC complex. Gene Ontology annotation, biological process: post-translational protein targeting to endoplasmic reticulum membrane. Bases 385 to 927 code for a protein of 180 amino acids. The record is from RefSeq and is a predicted model, not a curated record. The transcript has a single exon. Lineage: Eukaryota; Fungi; Ascomycota; Dothideomycetes; Mycosphaerellales; Teratosphaeriaceae.